AUGUCUAAUCGCUCGGACAUCCCCUCUGAGGAGUUGACAGAGUACUAUGAAGACAUUCCAGCCCAUUGGCCCCCAAUGCCACCGACCCCAUUCUUGGGAUCCAGCCCUUACUGCACAGAGCCUCUAGCCCAGUCUAGCUUCCUGACACCAGUCAGUCUUCCGGGUGGCUCGUUUAAUCCCAGCCCAGCAAUCAGUCACCACUCCCAAGGCUACCACACACAAGAUUACCAAUACAACUUUAAUGAUCCCCUCUCAGCACCAUUGGGUCUUGGUAUCUCUGCGCCCUUCCCGAAUGAUUUCCCCCGCUCCUCAGCUCCCAGUCCCGCCUACCUGUAUGCUACGGACCCAAGCGGCAUCCCGCAUAGCGUGGAACAGACGCCUAGCCCGUCGCCCCAGGGUCCACCCCCAGCCAAGCGCGCCAAACUUCCAUCCUCGGAGACGCCCUCGCUCGAGAAGGCCAGCCACACACCAAUCAACAUCGCUCCUAAUCCAGAGGGUGUUCUCCGAAUGGAGCAAAAUCGUCAGCAGCACAUCCAGCCAACUUCACACAUACUCCCUAAGAUCCGGGCUCCAGGCCGCGGACGGCGCGACCCACAAGGAGAAGACGAAGACGCAUUCGUUGAAGAACUGCGUGAUAAAGCAACGGCCUGGAAGGUCGUGCGUCAGGAGUUCCGGGAGAGAUUUAAUAAAGAUGCCUCCGAGGCGCGUCUGCAGAUGCGUCUUCAUCGCCGCCUCCGAGAGCGAAUGGUGCGCUGGGAAGAAUCAGAUGUGAGUAUGUACCCCACCCGCAACACAUAG
Messenger RNA from Penicillium expansum, 798 nucleotides. RefSeq lists its product as uncharacterized. Lineage: Eukaryota; Fungi; Ascomycota; Eurotiomycetes; Eurotiales; Aspergillaceae. The record is from RefSeq and is a predicted model, not a curated record. The coding region runs from base 1 to 798 and encodes 265 amino acids. The transcript is spliced from 2 exons.